Aspergillus saccharolyticus JOP 1030-1 is the source of this 2817-nucleotide messenger RNA. RefSeq lists its product as uncharacterized. The transcript is spliced from 2 exons. The coding region runs from base 173 to 2416 and encodes 747 amino acids. The record is from RefSeq and is a predicted model, not a curated record. Lineage: Eukaryota; Fungi; Ascomycota; Eurotiomycetes; Eurotiales; Aspergillaceae.
CGCAUCCAUUAGGAUGCGCCUGCAUUUCCACUGUUGACUGGGUCAGUCUCGACGGCUUUUGCGCGUCGCUUCUGUUACUCGUUGCCCCUGCCUUGUUGAUCUGUUUGUAUCGUCUCUAUGACAACUGGUCUACCAGGCAGCAGGAUCCAUGAAUUAAGAUAGACAAAUUGCCAUGGAUCCAGAGACCACCACGCGCGACCCCCGCCUGGCUCGUCCUUUCAGACCAGCUCCUGCUCGCACAUCAUCCGGCAACCAUCAUCGACUCGGUAGACAACAGUUGAGCAUUCCUUCUCCCACCGACAUAAAUAAUUCCAAUCCCGAUCAGUUGAUUCGCGGUGUCUCUGAUCUCGUUCAAGCCGCGGUACUAGCUGCCAACAGCCAAUCGGAGAGAGAACGAUUGCAGAAAAGAAAGGAUGCCACUACGUUACUAGCCACGAAAGCCAAGGGCUUUACGAGCUUUCCAUCGACUGCAGCUUUCUUCCAAAAGUCUCUGGCCGAAGAGGACACGGAGUUAAGACGCGUUGACGAAGCGCUGAAAAGGCAUGCGGCUAAUUAUAAACAGCUCGAAAAUGCUUUGCGGCUUACACUUGCCUCAUCUAUUUGCGAUAGCAGUAAGUCUGAGAAUACAGCCGCCUUACAGCGUGAGGUUGAGGGGACCAGGAGCGAUCUGAGCAGCGCCAAUUGCGAGAUAGUCAAUUUGCGUGACAAUAAUGUGACACUGGAGCACAAAGUGAAAGAAAUCCAAGAUCGUGUGACUCGGACGGAGAGUGCUUUUUCGGAUCAUGCCAGCACACUGACGAGACAUGCAAGGAAUAAUGCAGAAACAAGUGAGCGCGUUGCGCAACUCAGCUCAGCCUUGGACAGGAAAACUGGUUCCUCGCCCAUGCAAGACCGAAUCGAGAAACUAGUUUCAUCGAUCUCGGGUAUGGGGAGUCAAUUGGAGGCCCUCCAGGCCAGCAAUCACCGGAAAACAGAAGAAUACUGGGGCUUGCUGGAAAAUGUGCGUCAAGAUUUUGCCAACAAGCUUGACUCACUCUCAGAUCAACUGACAUCCUAUGAUCCUCGUCUGAGUUCAGUGGAAAGCAGGCUUGGAGAGGUCUCAACGUCUACCAAGUCCCUUCGCUCUGAUUCUAUGGUUCGAUCCGAGUUGGAUGAGCUAAAAAGUCAACUAAAGAAGCUCCAGGGUUCCUCCGAUUUCCAUAGCCUUACUCAUCGGAUAGAGCAACUCCAGGUAUUACAGGCGAUGAAAGAUGACCUCAUGAUGUCUGAAAUGGAGGAGCUCAAGAGCAAUAUAGAACAAAGCACCAAGGAGAUCGUGACGCUUAAGACUGAGAACAAACAGGUUAGUGAAGCGCUUAAGACUGUUCUGAGUCGAGACAAUUUAGACUCGAAAGAGCAAAAGCAAAUCACAGCACUAGAAGCAACACUGCAUACAGCACAACAAACCCUGGAGAGCGUUCGAGUAGGGCUACACUCACUUGAGAUGCGCUACAACAACCUGUCCACAGGACCUCUCGUUAAGAGUAUGGCACAAGUCAUGCAGGAGAUGUACCCCAACGCAGCACAGUUGAUUGACAGGGUGAAACUGCUUACGAGUCAAUUCGAGCAACGACUUUCGCAAGUGAAUGCAAGGCUAGAAAGCCUGGAACGAACACCUGGCCAAUCAGACAAUAUCCAACAAUCACAUAAUCACCUGGCUCAGCAGGUUCAAAAUCUGCUCACUCGACACGAUGCUUUGGCGCAAUCAUUGAUGCCUUUGCGCGAUUCCAAUGGACGAAUGUCAAAUACGGGUAUAUCACUAAAUGAACUCAAAGAGGUCCAAUCCAAGGUCACAGAACUUGCUUCGACAAUCAGCACCUACAUAGACUCAAGGAAGACCCAAGAUGAUUUCCUGAUCGAGAAAAUGGCAGAAGAACGAGUUUCUCUCAGAUCCCAGACCCAGACUCUGACCAAUGAACUCGUGAAUUUGAGUCUACAGGUUACUGAGAUCCAGGAGAAUUUCAAGGCAGAUAUUAAAAGGUUAAAGGGUUGUCCUGCUGAGAUACAAACUCAUCAGUAUCGACUUCGCCAGCUUGAGAAUGUCACGGCAACCAGAUGGGAUGAUUUGGAGGCCAAGGUCAAAAGACUCGAAGAGUCUGCGAAUCAAUUCCUUCCGAGUCAAGGAGGUUCCGAAUCUGCGUCUCAGUCGCAACUUCCUGCCGCCAACACAGUAGCCCUGGGGCGGGAAAAGAAGCAACCUCGUAUAUUGGCACUUUCUGACCACGAAAGAGGAAGCCAGUCGUGCGCGAGCUCUCCUGUUUCCUUCUCUUCACAAGUCGGGUUGGAGUCAACACCCAAUCCAGAGAGCAAGAAGGGGCUGAAGAAAGGCCCGAAAAAACGCAAGCGUCAGGCCGAGGAGCCUAUCGUUGUCGAAUAGAUUGCAAGCAUCUAUGACACAACGGCAUCUAAGUCCUGUACCAUCAGGAUUUAACGAUGGCUUUCAGUGAAUAAGCCUUCAUGAAUUUCACGAGCGCAGCCUCAACCGGUUACUUCUGUAUCUCUCUUCUUUUCUUUUCUCUUGUUUUGGAGACCUGCUUAAAGCGAAGAUUGUUUCCUCCUUCUGUAACUAAUUCUAGCCCCACUGAAACCACAGCUGGGAAAUCUCUGUUUGAAAUCUCCUGCAUGCACAGGACAAAAACAGUCGGUGGCCGUACACACAGUGCAUGCGCAGGCGGCAGGCAGACCUCCUCAGGGUAGUCCCUGCUCGGGCUUUUCUUUAUUCCAUGGUGACUGGAACAAAUUCUCUCCAGCAGAAAUGAAAGAGAACUCUUCUUGUAG